CGCGCGUCACGUGACCGGCAAUCGCCUCCACAUUCAUGCUGAAGCGCCGUUAACGUGUUCCUCUGCACAGCGCUAAAGAUAAACGUUACCGGAGGGCUUCGGGUGGAUAUUAGAUUAAAUACACACACACAAAAUGCGACGUCUGGGUUCAGUUCAGCAGAAGAUACCGUGUGUUUUUCGGACGGAGGUGAAGGAAGAACAGUCCAGAAAGCGAGACUGUCAGCAAUUUCAGGUUGUUGCCACGGAGAACGUGAACCCUGUUGCUCUGGAGGCGAACAUCGACUGUGCACUCGCCACAGAAAAACUGGAUGGCACUUGCUGUUAUGUUACAGUUUAUAAAGGGCAACCUUACCCCUGGGCUCGACUCGACAGGAAACCUAACAAACAGGCAGAGAAGAGGUUCAAAAAGUAUCAGCAUUCUCACAGGAGCUGUAAAGGAUUCACGUGGAACGUAGAGAAAGAUUUUAAGGCAGUGCCAGGGACGUGGAUCCCAGCCCACAGAGUCAAACACCACAAUGGCCAUCCAGUGCCUGAUGAGCAUGGACACAUACCAGGCUGGGUUCCUGUGGAGAAGGACAACAAACAGUACUGCUGGCACUCCUCUGUGGUGGAUUAUGAAGUCGGGGCGGCUCUUGUUCUGAGGCCCAGCGCUGACGAUGAAGACAUGCUAGAAAUUGCAGCAGUCCCAUUGGCCGACCUCCUGGAGCAAACACUGGAGCUCAUCGGAACCAACGUCAACGGAAACCCUUAUGGAUUGGGGAGUAAGAAGCAGCCUGUCCACUGCCUGGUGUCACACGGGAGUGUUCGAAUCAGAAACCCUCCACCAGUGGACUUCCAGCAGCUGUGCUCCUGGUUCCAGGAGAGUCCAGAGGGCCGAGUAGAGGGCAUCGUCUGGCACUGCAACGACGGCACACUCAUUAAGGUUCAUCGUCAUCACCUGGGACUGCGGUGGCCAGAUGGGGAAACCUGCCUCGGUGACAGGUCAGUGGUCAUUCGUGUUGACGGGACAGAUGAUGAAUACAUCCGCAAGGACUUGUUCACAUCCUUCUCCAGACUAAAUGGAUGCUGUUUUAGCCGACUGCAGGACAUCCAGUUUGAAUUGUAGACACAGUCGAAGAAGCUCGAGCUUUCCUUUUUCUGAAGCUUCUGCUGGGACUCUAAAAGGAUUUGUCAAUUUGGCGAUAGCUGGCAGAUAUUUUCACCAGUAAUUCCAGUUGAGUGUCUUAAAGCCUGAAGGCAGUUUGACAUUUGCUUUGCAGAAAUGUGUACAGCUUUAGUGUAAAAAUUACUGACCAACUGGACAUUUUUACCAACUUAUGUUGUUGAAAAUGUUCCAUUGAUAUACUGUAUGUUACAGCUAUUUCAUUGCUAAGUGAAGAAUAAAUGACAAGUAUGUAAACGAUUGUA
Molecule: messenger RNA, 1407 nt
Organism: Siniperca chuatsi (mandarin fish)
Lineage: Eukaryota; Metazoa; Chordata; Actinopteri; Centrarchiformes; Sinipercidae
Gene: rlig1
Product: linkage group 4 C12orf29 homolog
Exons: 7
Coding region: 134-1105 (323 amino acids)
Biological process (GO): response to reactive oxygen species
Molecular function (GO): RNA ligase (ATP) activity
Source: RefSeq, a predicted model, not a curated record